AUGCAGAGUCCAUCCAAAGCCAAAGCUGCAAAAGCAGCGGGAGGAGGAGGUGGUGGCCCUGGAGAUUCUGGUGAAGGAUCCCAGAACACAACUACUGUGCCUGAUCACCCUCGGUUGUCAGAGCUACCAGAUCCGCUAGGCCGAAUCACUGCGUUGAUCACACAAUACGACCUUCAGCAGGCUACAGUCAUCGCUCCGGAUGUACGCAACAGCCAAGGGGUCCUGAUUCGGCCACACAAGUACAACACAAGAUUGGCCACAGGCAACUGUGGUAUUGUUGGAAUGCCAACUCAAAUUGUGGACCAUCGCUCCCAACAAGAGGGAGACUGUGUGCUGCCUGAUGCCUCCAUAACUGCAUCGGAGUUCAAAAACUACUGGAGUGACGUCAAAGGUAAACGCAAGGCCACUGAUCAGCCACAAGGAUCUGGGUCAUCAAAGAGAACUUACAUAGAAUCGGAUGACGACAACGACAACGACGAGGAAAGCGAUAAUGACGGGGGAAAUAAUCAGGCGAUGCAACUUGAGUGA
This is a messenger RNA of Suillus subalutaceus, 528 nucleotides long. RefSeq lists its product as uncharacterized. Bases 1 to 528 code for a protein of 175 amino acids. Lineage: Eukaryota; Fungi; Basidiomycota; Agaricomycetes; Boletales; Suillaceae. The record is from RefSeq and is a predicted model, not a curated record. The transcript has 5 exons.